UUUGCAUAAUGAAAAUUGCCCUUUUCCGGUAGAGCCAAGCACGGGAUAAAUUGUACCCGUGCGAUCAGUACACAGUACUUUGCACAGAUCUGCCAACAUGGUUCUACGACAAUGUCUCGCUUGCAACUCAAGGAUUUUAGGUACAUCGCAGAUAUGUAUCUGUGGCCACGUGUUCGAAGAUGUUCGACAGAUUGAAGGGAAAAGGUUUUCAGAAUAUCGAGCAAGUCUGUACACAAGACUGGAAGCCAAGAAAAUGAAAUUCACAGAGAAUGAGAGCAAAAUCCAAAGUGUCACGGAUUCGCCCGAAGACUGUUGCACGAAGCAGGUAGCUAUGGAAGCUGAAAAAAGAAUUGCUGGUUCAUCAUCCUCGAGUAAAGUGCGAAGAAAGAAGGGAAAAAGAAAGGCAGGAAAUGGAAAGAGCACGCGCGAAAUUCGGCGCAAAAACAAAACGGUUUCUUUGUUUCAUUCCCCCGAAGAGGAAGCUGAACGAUUUUCGCGAGCUCUUCGAGAAAUCAACCGACGAAUCAUAGGGCAGUCUUUGGUUUGGCUGCUGUAAGUUCUGUUGUUUUCGGCGAAAGAAAUAAUGGCUGGAAAUUCGACAGAGAAAUUUCGCAGUGUUCCCUAUCAAGUUGUUUCGUGGAAUUGUUAUGAAAAAGUGCCUGAGGAGAAAGUGGAGAUUCAACAGGGGCUAUCUUAUGCCUUGUAUUGAUUUGGUUUACUCAAGAGAGCCAGGCAUUCAUGUAGUUUGACAAACAAAUAAUGGAUUUGUCGUCUUAUAGUAUACGUCUUGGAUUUUGUACCUAUAGUGCAAAACCAACAGGUUUCAAUUUGGACUAGUCUUAAAUAAAUAAAUAAAUAAAUAAAUAAAAGAACAAAAAAUCAAA
Messenger RNA from Stylophora pistillata, 884 nucleotides. RefSeq lists its product as uncharacterized. NCBI's taxonomy places the organism in Eukaryota, Metazoa, Cnidaria, Anthozoa, Scleractinia, Pocilloporidae. The record is from RefSeq and is a predicted model, not a curated record.